UCCCCUUUUUCCGUUCACGAGUGAAACGUAGAAAGUUCCCGGUUAUUUCGACCCGGUGGUUCCCUUUUUUCCUGCGUCCAUCGCGACCGAGAUCCGCUGGUAUCUUAGAAUCGUUGCGUCUGUUGUGAAAAUUGUUUUGAAGACGUGCCAGUACUCUGCAAACAAAUCGCAUCGAGAAAUAGAAUAAACGGGUCUAUUUCGUUUCCAAUUAAAUGUUUUCUUCCGUAUUUCAGGUAGCCUUAAUUCAACUAUGUAUUUAUCUUCCGCAAAUUCACUAUAAAGUAGAUGCCCAGUGCAAGAUACGGGGCUGAAGGAGCUUCCUUGGUUUGACCUCGUACCGAAUCGACAUACGCUAACGUUGCACCCACGCUAGUCCUUUUAUCAAGUCCGAUCGUAUACGAAAAUACGAUAAUCUUUUGUGCAAGUAAUUAGAAGUACAGUGUUUAAUGUCGCAUGCAUAGUAAAAAUUCCAAAAUAUUGAUCAAUCUUGCGCAAUGUUAAUUAGACGAAAAUGAAGAGAUACCGUGACACGAAAGUUGCUUCAUUUCAUUCUUAACAUUAAUGGAGGAACAGAUUUUCCAAAUUUUCUUUCCAUCAGUAUCGUAUUUUCGUUGGCGCAGCAGAUCGGUGUGCGGUCGGCCUAAAGUCAUCGGCCAAGGUACGAGAGAAUCCUCUGCGUUCCGGAGGAUGCAGGGGGUGGCAAGUUGGCAAAAGAGGAACCGGUGUGCUGCGCCUCUGAUGGGAAGGAGAGACAGCAACGGCGAGCCGGGGGAGAAGGUGGGGCGCGGAGGUUAGCGGCGGACGAGAGAAGAGCACCGGUACGAAACCGAGACGGAGGAACAGGGAGAGCUGGACAAAGAGAGAACGAGUGUAAAGGGAGGGAGACUUGAGAGAGAGAGAAAGAAAAUCCGGUUGCCUGGCGACGAGCCAUCUAGUUCGAUCCCAGCCAGCCGACCAGCCACCCUCUGGACGCAGGAGCAACGAGAGAAGGCGACUACCUUUUGCCUUCCUUUCCUUUUUCUUGUCAUUCUUAACUUUUCUACACCGCCGCGCCUUUAUUUCCCCAGGCUGCGCUGGAUACCCUCCGCGCUCAACCCCCUCCGUUUUUCGUGUUAACAUAGUACGUCGGCUUGCUGUACCGUUCGGAUGAUAAUGAGUUUCGGUUAGUCCGACAGAAGAGAACUGCAGGUUUCAACCGAGCCUAGUGGUGGUCGAUCAAGAGUGAAACGUGUGUGCAUCGAAUGUGGAAUCGUUCGGAGCGGUGUUUCAUUUUGUUGCGAAGAUGAGAGUGGUCAUUAGAAUCGGCUACCGCGGGGGAAGCCUCGUUUGAAGGGAAGGAAACAAGAAAGAGUAACCUCGUUGAUGGGAGAUCGAGCGAGCGUAAGGGGGAUAAAAACAGCGGAAAGUGUGCGUGUGGAUGUACACACAUGUGCGAAAAGAGAGGAGAGAGCCAAGCAUCGAGGAGAAGCGAAACCAAUAUUGCUAGAAAGAUGAAGUUCUUCGGCCCUUGUGAUUUUUGUUACGCAAUGGAGAUCUUGAAACUCCUCGACGUACUUCGAUGGAACGUAAUCGGGAAAUAACUAGGGAAAUGCAAGACUUCACCAGCGUUAUGAUAGCUGGAAACGAUUUUGAAGAAAGAAAUAUAGUGUCUCGGUAGUAAUGCAUUGCCAGACAGACAUGUUCUAGAAAGAAAUUUUCAUCAAGGAAUUGUGCACGGCUGGCUACUUUGUUGUACGAUAAGUUCAAUCGAUAAUUAACAAAGAAAUCGAUGUUGACCACUGAAUUGAUGUUGCGAACAAUUCGAGUGCUCUAGGGAUAUUUUUAAAAGGAACAGAGGGAGAGAAGUUGGCCCAUUGAAAGAGCUUGCCAACUAUAACGGAUCUCGCAUCUUUUUUCACCCUGUUUCCUCGUCUUUCUUUUUUUUUUCUUUCUCUCUUCCUCUUGUUCGGUCGUUCGUUACAGCCGAUCAACGCGAAUCGAAACCUACGCAUAGGCCAGCAACAUGUUCCAGUGCAUUAUUCAGCAAAGGAACGGAUGGAUUCAUCCUUAUAACCCCGACACCAAGGACGUAUUUCCAGAUGAGAUCGUUUGUCGAAGCCGAGAAAUGUCAAAGAUCACGGCAGAGUGAUCCAGGUGCAACCACGAUCCUCUUCUUCGAGAAACUGGCCGAUUCGUUAAAUGGGAAGUAGUUUGACGACGUGUUGAAUAGCGUGAAAAUAAAAAAAAAAAAUAAUAAUAAAAAACGUGAACUACGUGUUGUGUUGUUGAGAAACAGAAAAGUGAUUUGUGCACGACAAGGACAAUCGCCAUCAACGGAAAUCAGUGGAGGGUUCACGGAUCACAGGGAAAAAUGUUCAAGCUCGCCGGACGCCAAGAAUGGGAGGCUUUGACGAAAGACAUACGGCUGCAGCUGAACGAACAGCUGAGAUGUCUCGACAUCAGGAUGGAGGCCCAAGUCGCCCUCGUGGCGGAGCUUCAGGAUUUUUUUCGAAGGAGAGCCGAGCUGGAGCUCGAUUACAGCAAGUCUCUAGACAAGAUGGCCAGAAGCAUACAGCUCAGACACAAGGAGCAAAAGCAAAAGCGAGAACAAUGGCCCCUAUUCUCCAGCUACGCUUGCUGGCAACAACUUAUCAACGAAACAAAAUCCUUAAGCAGAGAUCAUGCAGCACUUUCGGAGGUCUACAGCACGCACCUCGUUGGUCGUCUCAACCAGGUGAUGGAAGACGUACAGCGGAUAUACAAGCGUUGCCGUGAGAUAGGAUACGAGACGCACGAGGAGAUCCUCCGGGUGCUGCACGAGUUGCAUACAACGAUGAAAACGUACCAGGCUUACCAGGCAGAGUCCCGGCAAGCGGAAACAAAGCUUCGGGUGGCGGAACAGCAGCGCACCAAGCUCGAAGUGGCGAACGCCCCGCCCGAGAAACUGGCGCGCAGCAAGAAGUACAAGCUGAUCGAGAAGGAAGUGAACAAGAGGAAGAGCAAGUAUCAGGAAGCGAAGCUGAAGGCGUUGAAAGCGAGAAACGAGUACAUUUUGUGUCUCGAGGCAUCAAACACGACAAUACACAAAUACUUUGUGGACGAUCUGUCUGAUCUCAUUGAUUGCAUGGAUUUUGGUUUUCACAAUUGCAUUGCCAGAGCGUUGCUAAUGCACUGCAGUGCAGAAGAGGGUAGGCAACGUUCCUUGCAAUCGGGUGCUGAACAACUGGCUUCCUGUGUCGGUGCUCUAGAUUCGAGGGCGGAUAAACAAAGGUUUCUAGAAUCCCAUCAUUCUGCUUUUAUGAUCCCUAAGAAAUUCGAGUUCCAAGGACAACGAGGGGACGAGACCCCAGAGCCUGAAUUGCAAAAGCUAUUGCACGCCGAGAUGGAACAACGAUUGACGCAAUUGCAACAGAGAGUGACGUCCUUGAGAACCGAGUCUGAGGAAGUGUGGAAAACUUUAGAAACGGCAGAGGCCAGCCUGCUAGAAAUGCUGACCGCGAAAGACUACGACUGCUCUAGAUAUUUUGGAGAGAACGCUGUGCCCACUUCUAGACCUCCUGAAACGAUACAGAUCAAGCUCAGAGCCGACAGACAGGAAACCGAAGAAUUCUACCUCACGAAAUUCAGGGAAUACCUUCUUGGAACCUCAAGAAUAGCUAGGUUAGACGCGAAGCAAGAAUACAUUCGACAGAGCCUACUAGAUGGCUCCACUGCUAGCCCAAACCCAUCAAUAUCGGCAACGAAACAAAAACAGGCACGAAGGAAACGAAUCGGUAGAUUACAGAUGAACGGCCAACCAAAACUAUUCGGUGGCUCGUUAGAAGAAUACUUAGAAAGCACAAAUCAAGAAAUUCCUUUGAUCAUGAAGAGCUGCAUUAGAGUAAUCAAUCUGUACGGUCUACAUCAUCAGGGUAUCUUUCGUGUUUCGGGCUCCCAAGUAGAAAUCAACAACUUCCGGGAAUGGUUUGAGAGGGGAGAAGAUCCUUUGGCCGAUGUAACAGAUGCAUCGGACAUUAAUAGUGUUGCCGGUGUAUUGAAACUUUAUUUAAGAGAAUUGAGAGAGCCACUUUUCCCAAUUAUUUACUUUGAACAUUUAAUGGAGUUAGCACAGUUGGAAUCGAAGCAGGAGUUCGUUAAUAAGAUGAAGGAACUAAUUGCGAGUCUUCCAAGACCGGUCGUCAUUGUAAUGCGAUAUCUUUUCGCCUUUCUAAAUCACCUUUCAGAAUUUUCGGAUGAGAACAUGAUGGACCCCUACAAUUUAGCUAUCUGCUUCGGUCCUACUUUAGUACCAGUUCCCGAGGACAAGGAUCAGGUGCAGUACCAAAAUCAAGUAAACGAACUGAUCAAAAACAUCAUCACAUUCUGUGAGGAAAUAUUCCCAGAAGACAUUGGGGGUACUCAGUACGAAAAAUACAUCAGUAGGGAACCAGACGACGUAGACGUAGGAGACUCGCCAACGGAUCAAGUCCAGGAAGACAUGGACUCCGAAGUGUAUCCAUCCGAGGAUGAAUCGGAAAACCUCGAAGCCACAGCGCAAUUCGAUUUCAAUGCAAGGUCCGAAAGAGAGUUAAGCUUCAAAAAGGGGGAUACCUUGACUCUAUACACACAAGUCAGUAAUGAUUGGUGGCGAGGUGCCUUGGCUGGUAGAGAGGGGCUUAUUCCCGAUAAAUAUAUUAUGAUCAAGAUAAAGGAUGAAGAACGCGAAAAGGAACUUCUAAAAUCAUCGAGCGAAGAGUCAAUGCGAAGAAGAACUUCUAGCUCUGCCGAUAGUGUUCUAUCGAGUAACAACUCACCAUUGAUGGGACCGUCUGGGAAUGCAGCUACUUGGUCGUCUAGUACCAUGUCUGACACACCAGCUACCACGAAUAUAAUAUCAACAGACAAUAUCAGUAACAGCGGUGUGAUCUCAACGAUUGUGACAAAUGUCCCUUGCAUUUCUUCGGCCCAACCGAUCAUCAGCCGAGAGGAAUGUGGAUCUCGCGUGGCAAAAGUGUCAACGCCUGAGAAAGAGAAGCACUCCUUCGCUUCAGACGCUACGCAAGUCAUUGUUGGUAACAAUGCAGAAAAUGAAAAGACGGAUUUUAGCGAGUCAUCGAUACAGCAACAGCAGCAACGUAACGAAGAAGCUGGAGGCGAAGAAGCGGAGCGUAUCUCGUUACUGAAUUUGGACGGCGGCGCAAAACGUGGAACAAGCAGGAAACAACAUUGGAAAUCUCAGAGUAUGGGGGACACUGCGCAGCAAACGGUAAACCCUUUACAGACGAACACCGCUAUCGCCCAAGAAGAGGAACCUCAAGAACAACCAACUUUCUCGGCAAAUCGGGAGCUCUGGCAGAGACGUGCAACGUCGCAAACACAAUUGAAUCCUCCCGUGCCUCCGAAUCAUAAGCUUUUCCGUUCUUCUCAAGAAUUCCGUGAAAUGCGUCAGAAACACACGCCGGAUCUCGUGAUGGAUCUUCCUUUAUCCGCGCAGGAUGCAAGCAAAAAGUCUGCUUCGUCGAAUAGUCUUAGUAGUUCCGACGAGGAGAGCCCUAACUUAAAUCAGCCAUCACGGGCGGAGGCAGCCACGUCGCCCACGGGAGGACCCGAGUCUCCCGACAUGAGCACAGCCGCGGAACGGUUUGCCAAGCAAAAUCAGUGCACCUUGAAGAAAAACACGAAAACAAAUUCGGACGCGCCGAAAUUGAAACGCGUCGAACCUGAGCACGAGCCCGAACAGGAGCCUGAGGAUAUGGUCAGAUCAUCCAGUUCCAAUCAAAUCUCAGAUUCGAUGCCCUUAAGGUCACCGCUUCCUUCGCGUUCGACGCCUAAGGUUGUCGCGAAGUUCGCGGAUAUGCACCUAAGCCGCGGUAGCCAGGUGUCCUCGUUCAAACCGCAGGUGAAGGUGAAGCCGACGAUCCUCAGGAAACCGGUGCUGCCAUUCCCGCAUCCGCACAUGAGUCCGGAGCUCGCAAGGAAGAUCGAAAAGCAAGCGCAGAGCGCCGAACAGUCGAAUUAAUUGCUGCCAGGGUAUUGGAGAGUUUUAGCAGCAAAAGAUGUAUUUAUUUUUAGCAAUCCAUGCGUGUUUGAGUAAGGUUUCCAGGCGCGUAGAUUUGCCAUUGACUUUCCAUUGACCAGUUACUCCGCCCAAUCGCAAGGACAUAAACGAAGUGUGUUAAUUACUGUAUCCAAGAAGAAAGGAAAGCCGGGCAGUAUUGUUCCUUGGUACGAUGAUACGUUACAUACCAGGUUCGAUGCUACCCUCGGGCCGAGUUUAUUUUUUCUACGACUAUUUUCCAUUUUCGCAUAAUUUUUUUACCAAAUGACCCGCGAAACGAUGUUUCUAGUCAUCGAGAGACGAUUGAAAAACGAUGCGAGAAAUGUGUGAGCGAGAUAAUACAUCGAAAAAAAGAAAAAUGAAUUACAAUUUCGAGGUUAAAUAGUUAUUUACCGUGAGAGUGAGUGUGUGAGAGAGGGAGAAAAAGAUUUUGUACGUUGGACAAUAUGUAAUUUAUUACAAGGAAUAUUUCUUCUCAAGAUGUAUCAGUAUGUUUGCAACAAACGUGUUCGAUGUUCCUUUAAAAUGCACGUGAGUGGGUAUGAGUUAAACGAAAAAAAAAAAAGAUA
Messenger RNA from Osmia lignaria (orchard mason bee), 6585 nucleotides. RefSeq names its product SLIT-ROBO Rho GTPase-activating protein 1. The record is from RefSeq and is a predicted model, not a curated record. Gene Ontology annotation, biological process: signal transduction. Gene Ontology annotation, molecular function: protein binding. Lineage: Eukaryota; Metazoa; Arthropoda; Insecta; Hymenoptera; Megachilidae.